AUGGCGCGCAUCAACAGCACCCUGCAGCCAACUCGCAAUGUUCAGGUCUUCACCCUUGAGACUUUCAGCAGCAAGGACUUCAUCGUCAAGGACUUUGUAGAAUCCCUUUCCGAAUCAGCGAUACCGAAUCGAAAGUCGCUCUCGUCAUAUGCGCCCAACACGGUCACACAACCAAGUCAGGCCUUCGACCCAAGACCUCUGAUCCGAACGUUUGAGCAUGCUCUUGGUAAGCUGAAGACCCUCAGUGAGGAUCUUCAAGAGCGCGAAAACGAGCUCAGCGGAAGCGUGCGGAGAGCGGAGGUCCAGCACAAUGCCAACAUCAAAUCACGGGAAAAGGAGCUCGACCGUGCCAUUGCUUCAUUUAAAAAGCUCGAGAGGACUUUAGAUGGAGACGAUGACGGCAGUGGGAAUGCGGCGAUGCGCAUUGGCGAGCGACUUGAAGAGCUAGAUCGACAGAGACAAAAGGCGCAGGACGCCAAGUUCAUUCUACAUUGCUGGCUUGAAGUCAGCGAGCGUGGGGAUCUGUCGUCAUUGGAUGAUGUUCGCAAGAUGGGCGGAGGAGAAGGGAAGGUCCGAUGCGCGCACAUUGCACGACAGUUGCUCAAGAUAUCCCAGAGACUGGACCCGAGUUCAGAAACCCAGGGCCCUACUCUGAAUGGAAAUCAUGGCCUGGGCGAGACGUCUGAAGAACAUGACCCGGCGUCUGCUACUUCUCGACGAGCUAGGAGCACGAAUCAGCCUCGAGAGAUUAUCGAGAAAUUUCUAGAGAUGCUUGAAAAGGAUCUGUUGAAGUCUUUCGACGAGUACUAUCGGAGACAGAACUUCGCUGGAAUGCGUGAGUACGCAAUCGCGUUGCGCGACUUCAAUGAGGGAAGCUCUGUCGUCUCUUUGUUCGUCAACCAACACCAGUUCUUCAUCGACCGAUCACAAUUGGUGACAGAGGAACUGGUGAUAGACAAUGAUACGUGGGGUCGUCUUGCUGAUCCUGACAUGGAGCCACCCGGAGUUGAACUCAGUCUUCAGUCCCUUAUAGACGAGGUCAAAGUCGUUGUGCAGGAGGAGAGUUUCAUCAUUAAACGUGCAUUCCCGUACUACGAAGAGGUACUUGCACGCUUCGUACAACGGGUCUUUCAACAAUCAAUUCAACAGAGAUUAGAGAUGGUCCUCAACAAAGCGGAUGAUAUUUCCUCCUUGGCUUUUCUACGAUCAUUACAAGCAUCAAAGUCAUAUCUUGCAGCUCUGGUCGAAGACCUCAAGGCACAUGGGCUCACUGAACAUCCGGAACCCGCGUCAUCGACGACUGCGGCAAUUUUGGACCAGCAACUGGACGAAGUUUUUAUGCCAUACUUCACCGGCUCAAGCUACAUAGAGCGUGAGAAACGCAACCUUGGAGAACUCUUCGAAGGACUGCUGUUCAAAUUUGCUCUUUUUCACUCUCGGCGCAAGAAGCUGCAAGCGCAGUCUAGCACUUAUCUUGCUUCAUUCUCGGCCCGCAGCAAAGAGUUCAUCAGCAGCGCUCGAGAAGCAUACAUUGAGCGAUUGGAUAGCACUGACCUGCAACCAGGUCAAAAGGCCAUGCUGUUGAGGGUGGCUGGACUAAACAACACCAAAGAUCAGACACCGACGGACAUCGAGGUGACUAACGAAGAUGGACAAUUAAGCAUCGCCUUCACAAGGAGGAUGCUCAAAUGGCUCGCGGAAGGCGUUGGCAGAGGACUUGAGCUCGCCGGUGGUGGCAAUGAUACACCUAAGGAGAUUCGCGAGCUCCUGCAUCUGCUGGUAUCCAACUUGGGAGAGGUUUACCUUGAGACGGCUCUGGAUGCAACAAUCGAUGCUGCAUCAGCGGCAGAGGUCAACGCCAAAACCAAGCCAGAUCUGGAUCUAGGCUACGUCCGGGAUUUGAAAACGGCGAUCAAUGUGCUUCAUUUGAUGCUCACGACAAUACAAAUGUUGCUUCUUCCCCUCGCAGCCAGCAAUCUGACUAUCAGUCGAGAUUUGGAGAAACAGACCAGCACGUUUGUGGAGAAUAUGGAAGCUAAGGUCGAUAUCAUCCUGCAGAAGACGAUCGAUGCUGCGCUCGCGUGGACGACACGUGCUCUCGCAGGACAAAAAAAGACUGACUUCCGACCGCGCGAUGAUGCUACCCUACAGCUCGAUCAGCUUCAGACGGCUACUUGUCAGACCGUCUUCACUUUCUACAGCAGGCUACGCGCAGAUGCUGCCACCGCUCUAUCAGGGCGCGUGUUGGAAUCAUUCUCAUUAGAGCUCGCAGUUGGUCUCCGGGCAUUGCUUCUUCAGCAUUUCAAGUCAUUCCAAGUUUCAUUAACCGGCGCUUUGGCGGUCUCAAAGGACAUUACCAAGUACAUUGAGCUUCUCCGAUCAUGGAAACUGCCUGCAACCUUUGAUCCCAGCUUGGAAGUGUUGACAGAGAUUGCAAACCUGUUCGUCAUUGGCCCAGAAGCUUUGCGCGAUCGACUGAGGAAUUUCGGCUCUGGUAGUGGCGGCCUGCAGGGCGUGGAGAAGGCGGAUCUGCGACCAUAUAUCCUAAGGCGUGAGGAUAGUGGGAGUGUCGGAGUACAGACCGUGCUUCAUGCAUUAUGA
This is a messenger RNA of Dissoconium aciculare CBS 342.82, 2601 nucleotides long. Its product is annotated as exocyst complex component Sec10. The record is from RefSeq and is a predicted model, not a curated record. Bases 1 to 2601 code for a protein of 866 amino acids. Lineage: Eukaryota; Fungi; Ascomycota; Dothideomycetes; Mycosphaerellales; Dissoconiaceae. The transcript is spliced from 2 exons. Gene Ontology annotation, cellular component: cytoplasm; exocyst. Gene Ontology annotation, biological process: Golgi to plasma membrane transport; exocytosis.